This is a messenger RNA of Pichia kudriavzevii, 1869 nucleotides long. RefSeq lists its product as uncharacterized. The coding region runs from base 1 to 1869 and encodes 622 amino acids. Gene Ontology annotation, molecular function: DNA-binding transcription factor activity, RNA polymerase II-specific; zinc ion binding; RNA polymerase II transcription regulatory region sequence-specific DNA binding. The transcript has a single exon. The record is from RefSeq and is a predicted model, not a curated record. Gene Ontology annotation, biological process: regulation of DNA-templated transcription. Gene Ontology annotation, cellular component: nucleus. NCBI's taxonomy places the organism in Eukaryota, Fungi, Ascomycota, Pichiomycetes, Pichiales, Pichiaceae.
AUGGGCGACCUAGAAGGAAACAAUAAUUUACAGGAACACCAGCAUCAACAUGUACAGCAAGUAGUGGAAGAACCAAACCAGAGGCCCGAGGACCAAACCGAACAACCCUUACCCCGCAACGAUAAAGUACACAUCUCAGUGUCCAAUUCUUCAGAAAGGGCACAACCGACGAGCACCAACCUUUCAGCAGACCAUCAGGGAAAUGCAGGAUCUCCAACUGCUACAUCGAAAUCUGAUGCUGCACCGUUGAAUCAGCCCCAACAAAAGAAGCGAAGAAAGGUUGUCUCUGCAUGUGUUUACUGUCGUCGCUCUCACAUGAACUGUGACGAGUCAAGACCUUGUAAACGAUGUGUGAAGAGAAACAUUGGCCAUUUAUGUCACGACUCACACUCAAAACCACCGAGUCUUAUUGUUGGUCAGUCAAAUUCGCCUUCCUUAAUAGGAGACUCUUCUCAAUUACAAAGUUCAGGCCUGAAUCAUCAACAACAACAGCAACAACAACAGCAACAGCAACAACAACAACAACAGCAACAACAACAGCAACAGCAACUUCAGCACCAAAAGCAAACUCUGCCAUACACUAACAACUAUCAGCACCACCAAUAUCAAUCUCAGAACUCUCAAUUCCAGUAUUCAGCAAAUCACCCCCCUCAGCAACAUCUGAACUCACAGUCACAAUUCUUUAACUCCAACCCUUCUUCCGCAACAUUAACUCAACAACCUUUCUUUUACUCGGAACAUGCCGGGUCGGAAUUCAACUCCUUGACCGAAUUCUUAUCAAUGAUUGAUGACAAUGACAUGAUGGACUCUAUUAAUAUAAAUAACGAUCCAAUGCUACAGAAGCUUGAAGCCACUAACUACUUCCGUGCCAUAUCUUCAAAUAACUUGGCCAAUUUGGGUACCCCCAACCCAGAAGCAUCUAAAUUGAAUCUACAGCAGUACCAGCCGCUACACGCCCAGCCAUCGCAUCAACAACAUCUAACUAAUAAUCACAGCAUGGACUCUUCCUCACAACCAGCGGAAUUCAUUAACAGUCUACCACAAAUACCUCUUCAGCACCAAAACCCACCGGUUUUACCAUCAACAAAGAAUCCAAUGUCAAUUAAUCAAAGCAGCGCAUAUUUGGCUAGUACCAUCAGACCUCCCUCGAUAAUCGAUACAUUUCCCUCGCAAUCAAAUUCAAUACAGCAACAAUCAACAACCCCCCGUAUUUCAGAUGCAGCAAGGGAUAAAUUUUUCCUAACGGCUGCGGACCCAACCACCGAAAUCUCACCGGAGGAAAGAUUGAAGCAAGUCAUUAAUGCGAAGCUUGAAGCAGGCUUGCUGAAACCGUAUAAUUACGCCCAAGGUUAUCAGAGACUACAAAACUAUAUGGACAAAUAUAUGGCGGCUUCAAGCCGUGCCCGGAUCCUAAAGCCCUUGUCUACUUUCCGACCUGGAUUUAGGGCAAUUGCUAAAACUUUGAAGGACAUCGAUUUGAUUUUAGUCGAAGAAUCGUUUGAAAGAAUGCUACUUGAUUAUGAUCGUGUAUUUACAUCAAUGGCUAUCCCAGCGUGCCUUUGGAGAAGAACUGGCGAAAUUUAUCGUGGAAAUAAAGAGUUCGCAUCUUUGGUUGACGUUUCUAUCGAAGACUUAAAAAAUGGAAAACUAACCAUAUAUGAACUAAUGACCGAAGAGAGCAGUGUGAACUUCUGGGAGAAAUAUGGCUCAAUUGCCUUUGACAAAACUCAAAAGGCGGUUUUGACCAGUUGCAACCUACGGACUAAAGACGGAAGAAAGAAAAAGAAUUGUUGUUUCAGCUUCACAAUACGAAGAGACAGGUACAAUAUUCCAAGUUGUAUAGUUGGAAAUUUCAUACCUAUUCGUUAA